Eriocheir sinensis (Chinese mitten crab) is the source of this 2915-nucleotide messenger RNA. Its product is annotated as protein amalgam-like. Bases 1 to 1323 code for a protein of 440 amino acids. The record is from RefSeq and is a predicted model, not a curated record. Gene Ontology annotation, cellular component: neuron projection. The transcript has 9 exons. NCBI's taxonomy places the organism in Eukaryota, Metazoa, Arthropoda, Malacostraca, Decapoda, Varunidae.
AUGUUGGUGGUGGCAGAGGUGUCGGUGGAGGUAAGGCUGGUGAUGAAGACGGUGGUGACUGGUGAUGAAAGCUUCCCCCCAGACUCCCCGUUCUUCGAGGUGCCGGUCCAGAACGUGACGGCGCAUGUGGGACGUACGGCGAAGCUCACCUGCGUUGUGGAGAACCUCGGGGACUUCAAGGUGGCGUGGGGUUUCCAGGGCACGGGCGCGGUUCUGACGGUGUCCACUGACGUCAUCACCAACAACCGGCGGGUGAGCAUCCAGCGGGAGCAGCGGAGCACGUGGGUCCUGACGAUCUCGGACGUGUCGCUGCAGGACGAGGGGGCGUACUGGUGCCAAGUGAACACCUCCCCGCCCAGGUCCGUCACGGGAUACCUGACCGUCGUAGAGCCGCCAGUGUUGGAUGGGGGCGACGAGGAAGUGACGGUGAAAAGCGGCGAGACGGCCAACCUGACCUGUCGAGCGCACGGCACCCCCAUGCCAACCAUCAGGUGGAUCAGGGAGGACUACGACAGCAUCAGGAUCACGGAGGGGCAGUUUGUGCAAGACUUCGUGGGUAGCACUUUAUCCCUCAAGGACGUGAGCCCGAGGAGCGCCGGCGGGUACCUCUGCAUCGCCAGCAACGGCCACCCACCCUCCAUCAGCAAGCGAGUGAUCGUCAGCGUCAACUACAAGCCCUACGUGAAGGGGCCCAAGCAGACCAUGUGGGCGCUGCUGGGCUCCUCCGUCAGUCUCACGUGCCUCUACGCCGCGCACCCCGAGCCGCGAGUCGUGUGGAUGAGAGAGAAUUCCCUUGGCUCCCAGCUGCUCAGUGACGACUACUUCACGGUGACGCCCCAAGACGGUCAUCCCCCCUACACCCACAACAUGACAAUCAACAUGAGGAACUUGAUACAAUCCGACUUCGGUAUCUACACGUGCGUGGUUAAGAAUACCAUGGGUCAGGAACAAGCCUCCACAAUACUCCGCGAGCUCGUCAGAACCACCACCACCACCACCACCACGACCACCACCACCACCUCCACCACCACCACCAUGCAACCACCGCCGAGGCAGCAGUACGGGGAUUAUGAUGACAACGCGAAGAACCUGACGGCGCCCCUGGUGGUCAAUACUUCACCUGGGAUGUCUAAAGACGCGGGUGUGCAGUCAGCGCCCUCUAGAGAUCAGCACUAUGGCAACAGGAGGUCCAAAAACAUAGCUAGGAUUAACAUUUUAGACACCAAGCCAACCAGCGCCGCGUCCUUGCCACUCCGAGACGUGACCGCGGCCCUGCUUCCCUUGCUGGCCCGGGCACUCUGGACGCCCCACCUGUUCCUCUAGUAGGAGCCACGACGGGCCGCCAGUGACAGGGGGAGGAGAGCCACCAGAAGGGUAAAGAAGGGAUGACAGCAAUAUACUCGUAGAAGAACGCCACUAGUACUGAGGUUAGCCAUAAGUAGUUGAAAAGAUUAAGACACCAUAAACUGAGAUGACAGGAAGAGCCGGGAGCUGAGAGGACUUGAGGAGCGCCACAAAGAGCACACAGAAGAGAACCAGCAGAAAAAAAAGGAAGCGAGAGAAGAAAAAGAGGAAGAAAACGAGGAAAGAUGAGGAAAAAAGAAAACAAACUAGGAAGGAGGAAGAAAAAGAGGAAGCAAAUGAGGAAAGAGGAAGAAAUAAAAAAAAGCAAUGGAGGAAAGAGGAAGAAAAAAAAAAUCAAAAGAGGAAAAAGGAAUCAGAAGAAGAGGAAGCAAACGAAUAAAGAAGAUAAAAAAGAAUAAGCAAAAGAAGAAAGAGGAAUAUAAAGACAAGGGGAGUAAAGCAUAGUAAACAGCAAGAGGAAAUAAGCCACAAUAAAAGAAUAACAGAAUGAAAACCACUAAAAGGAGGAGGAGGUUAGCAUGAGGUAAGAAAAUAAAACGAAAGGAGACACCGAGGAGGACAGAAAAGACAAGACGUAAACCAGGCGAAAGAAACUCGGAAUGAAGACAAAUUGACCACUAACGGAAGACACAAGAGAGAGAGAGAGAGAGAGAGAGAGAGAGAGAGAGAGCAGGAAAAGGACGCAAUUAAAACUAAGGAAAAUAAAACGAGAAGUAGCUAUCAAGGAGGAAAAGAGGACGCGUCAUAAUCUAAAAUAAUGAAUAAAAAAUGAAUUAAUGACAAACAAUAAAAAAACAAAAGGCAAGGAGAGGUAAGCAGAAGUAGAGACAAUGGAAAAGAAAACGGUACUGGAAAGAAUAAAACGUGCUACAGACGGAUAAAGCAACCAUGAACGAAAACUAAUUAACCAGAAGCUGAUUGAGGUAAAAAGAGCAAAAAGAGAGAAACCCAAAGAAACCUGUACAAAGUAAUAACGACCCAUGAAAUAAAAAUCCAUUAAAAGGAAGAAAGAAAAAAGUUUAAUAGUUUCAGUUACUACCUGGAAAGUGAUAUGAAAAGGUCACCAGGAGGAGUAAAAUAAAAAGACAAAAAGAUGCAAGAAAUAAGACUCAGGUGGGCGGAGAGGGUAAUAAUGAGCCAUGAAAUAAAAAUCCAGUGGAAAAAGAUUUAGCAAAAGAGCAGUUACUUUCAUUUUCUUCAGAUAUAUGUUAUGAAAAAGGUACACCAAGAGGAGAAAAAAGGAAAGUGAGAGAUACCUGCAGCAAGAGACUCGGGUUGGCAUAGAGAGGUAACAAAGACUAAUACCGCGGAAAGAUGAUUAAAGCAGCAGAAAAAAAGAGAAGGUGUGAUGUAGAAACCUGUAGCGAGAGACGCGGGUUGGCAGAGAGAGAUGACCGCGACCAAUACGAAAGAAAGAAAAAUAAAUGGUAUGAAAGUAAACAUUGCAGAGAAAGAAAGAAAGAAAAAUAAAUGGUAUGAAAGUAAACAUUGCAGAGAAAGAAAGAAAGAAAAAUAAAUGGUAUGAAAGUAAACAUUGCAGAGAAAGAAAG